CAGCCCCAGGCUCACCUGGGCUUAAGUCUAGUCUUAUUAUCUAUCAUGCAAGUUCUUUGAAUAGCUGAAAGUAUGGAGGUCGUAGCUUGACUCUUUCUCCUAUACAGUAUGAGCUGUUGUAUGCGCAACUCUUUUGAAGGAACACUAUGGUGGCAUGCGCAUAGUGAAUGGACCAGAGCUAGUGUCCAUGGUGCCAUUGUUGUUAAGCCCUUAGAGGAGACAGGUUUUCCAUUUCUGGAGCCCGAUGGAGAAGAAAUAAUUAUAUUUGGAUCUUGGUAUCUUAUUGAACGUCUGAAUGAGGUGGUUGCCGAAAAAAUCAAAGAAGGUCAUGACACUCCUCGGUCUGAUUGUUACACCAUUAAUGGACAACCUGGGGAUUUUGGCUGGUGCUCAAAUGACAGUACACAUCGUUGGCAAGUGGAGUAUAACAAGACUUAUCUUCUUCGUAUUAUCAAUGCUGUGAUGAAUGCAGAACUUUACUUUGCCAUUGCUGAACAUACACUCACUGUUGUUGGUAUGGAUGGAUCCUAUGUUAAACCCAUUGUGACCGAUUUUAUCAUGAUUUCCACCGGACAAACCAUGGACAUUCUGGUCACAGCCAACCAGCCUCUUGGCCGAUACUACAUGGCUGGAAGACAAUUUGACACUGCUAUAGACGCAUUUCAAGCCUAUGACAAAACAAAUGUGACAGCAAUUUUGGAGUAUAAAGGAAAUUACUCCGACCUGGUAUACCCAAUCUUUCCAACCACCCUUCCUGCGUUUGAGGAAAUUUUACCUGCAGUAAACUUCACAAGUCGCCUCAAAAGCUUAGCAAGCAUAGACCACCCAACAAAUGUGCCAAACAAUAUAACAACCAUAAUGUAUAUCACGGUUGAGAUGAAUAAUGGCACCUUCAUUAAUGGUGGUGAAGAGAUCAAGAGUGGCCUUGUAUCCAUUUUAAACAAUCUAAGUUGGGUUAAUCCAUCAACAGAUGUGCUACUUGACUACUACAGGAACAUGAGUGGAUUUUAUACUGCAGAUUUUCCUGAUUAUCCACCAUCAAUGUUUGACUUCAUAGCCGACGAUCAGCCUCCUGAUAGAACUAUUGCAACUGUCAAAGCAACUAGUGUCAAGGUGUUAGAGUACAAUGAAGAGGUGGAAGUUGUGUCUCAGGGUACUAAUGUGCUUGAUGGAUCUGAGGAUCAUCCAAUGCACUUGCAUGGUUAUAGCUUUUAUGUAGUCGGAUCAGGCUUUGGAAAUUUUGACAACGAGACUGACCCUAAAGGAUACAAUUUGAUUGAUCCACCAAAGUUAACUACUGUUUCACUCCCAAAGAAAGGGUGGGUUGCUAUCAGAUUCAAAGCCAGUAAUCCAGCAUGAAUUGUGUUCGGAAUAUGGUAGGGCCGGGGUCUGGUUAUGGCACUGUCAUUUGGAUCGACAUUUCGGUUGGGGUAUGAACACUGUGAUAAUAGUGAAAGAUGGUGGCACGCCGGAGACGAGCAUACGCAAACCACCUGCAUACUUGCCUCCAUGUAAUGGUUCACCUGCCAUGAUGUUGGAAGAGUUUUAUCAUAAUCAUACAACCAGCAAGACAAGUAAUUAAAUAGAUACCAUCAUCUCUUUGUAAUAUAGGGAUAUCGAUCUUAGGUCUCCCAUGGAUAUUUCUUUUUCACUGAUGAUUUAUAUAGUUAUGAUUACCGCAAGCUUGUAUUCACUUACAGAUGUUUUAUCAAUAAAUAAAUAAAUAAAGAAAAUACAAUACAAUAC
Messenger RNA from Fragaria vesca subsp. vesca, 1746 nucleotides. Its product is annotated as laccase-14-like. The coding region runs from base 109 to 1359 and encodes 416 amino acids. NCBI's taxonomy places the organism in Eukaryota, Viridiplantae, Streptophyta, Magnoliopsida, Rosales, Rosaceae. The transcript is spliced from 7 exons. Gene Ontology annotation, molecular function: oxidoreductase activity; copper ion binding. The record is from RefSeq and is a predicted model, not a curated record.